AUGCUCUCCCGCGCUGCUAUCCGCACGUCGCAGGCCGUGGCCGGCCGCCGUGCCUUCCACUCGACCCCGUUGCGCUUCUCGUCGCCGUACCACUACCCCGAGGGCCCCUACUCCAACAUCCCGUUCAACCCCAAGAGCAAGUUCUUUGGCAUCGGCUACUGGACCUCGAUGACCUUCUUCUUCUUUGCCCCCUUCGGCAUUGCCGCCUGGCAGACGUACAAGCCGAAAUAG
Messenger RNA from Sporothrix brasiliensis 5110, 231 nucleotides. Its product is annotated as cytochrome c oxidase subunit 7c. The transcript is spliced from 2 exons. NCBI's taxonomy places the organism in Eukaryota, Fungi, Ascomycota, Sordariomycetes, Ophiostomatales, Ophiostomataceae. The coding region runs from base 1 to 231 and encodes 76 amino acids. Gene Ontology annotation, biological process: mitochondrial electron transport, cytochrome c to oxygen. The record is from RefSeq and is a predicted model, not a curated record.